Molecule: messenger RNA, 375 nt
Organism: Clunio marinus
Lineage: Eukaryota; Metazoa; Arthropoda; Insecta; Diptera; Chironomidae
Source: the annotation of a GenBank genome assembly
AUGGAUUUUAUGUUGGCUUUUAUAAUUUCAAGCAUUGAAAUGAGAAAAGUUAGAUCAAGUUUGUUUUUUCCAGCUUCUUUUGUGUGGGGGCGAUUUAAUCUUAACAUUGAUCCAAAAGAUUUAACUGAAAUUUAUGCUUCUGUUAUGCUGGAGAUUUCAAAUAUGCUGAUAAUACUUAUACUACAGAAGAUUAUUAUACAUAUAGGAUUUGCUCGAAAUAAUUUGAACUCAAUUUCAAAUUAUCGUAUCGUGAGGCUCAAGCCAAAAACUUCUGACAAUCAAUGUCUUACAGACAAACAUGUCGUAAUGGUUGGGAAUAAGAACUUUAACUUGUAUGCUUUCCUGCUGUUUUGCUUCUCAUAUAUGCAUGUAUAA